AUGGAUCAGACAGAGACACAGCAACCACCUACACCAGCCCAGAUUGAUAACUGGCAUACCCUCGGUUUCAUAUAUGCAGUUGAAGAAGGGAUUAUGACAGACACUCCCGCAGAUAUAUCACUCGAAUCUCCCACCAUUCCCUUCGAUGAGGACUCACCUCCGGAUCAACCACCUAGUGAACUGUUGCCAUCCAGUCAAGAGGCUGGACACGCGGCGAGUUCUCCGGCACCAGUCGUUGAAAUCAAUGCCGAUGAGGAGGAUGAUCCUACACGUUGUCCCAAUCACGCGAUUUCGGAACCUCUUUUACGUAAACGGAAAAGAGAAGAUGUCGAUGGGGUAGACUUUCGGUCUAAACUGAAACAUUUGGUGAAGGAAGUCCUGGAACCAUAUGAGGCCUUGGAAAAGGAGAAACGUCAAUGGGAGAAGGACAAGGAAAUUUUACAGGCUCAGAUUCAAUUUUUACAGCGACAACUCGGCGAGCGCAAGCCGCGCAAUAUUUUGAAGUGUGCUCUAUGCCAUCGCACCUUCAACGAGGAAUGGAAGUUCCUGGGAUGUGGCCAUACUCUGUGUCAGAACUGUGUAGACGACAUCAAGUCCAAGCAUUCCUUAUUCGAGUAUCCCUGCCCUUAUACUACGUGUCAGAAGCCGAUUUUAUCUUGUUUAGACUUCUAUCCAAACGUGGUGGAUGCAUAA
Messenger RNA from Talaromyces marneffei, 693 nucleotides. RefSeq lists its product as uncharacterized. Gene Ontology annotation, molecular function: sequence-specific DNA binding. Lineage: Eukaryota; Fungi; Ascomycota; Eurotiomycetes; Eurotiales; Trichocomaceae. The transcript has 3 exons. The coding region runs from base 1 to 693 and encodes 230 amino acids. Gene Ontology annotation, biological process: regulation of DNA-templated transcription. The record is from RefSeq and is a predicted model, not a curated record.